Messenger RNA from Cottoperca gobio, 3470 nucleotides. Its product is annotated as transmembrane protein 74. The transcript is spliced from 3 exons. NCBI's taxonomy places the organism in Eukaryota, Metazoa, Chordata, Actinopteri, Perciformes, Bovichtidae. Bases 1 to 1179 code for a protein of 392 amino acids. The record is from RefSeq and is a predicted model, not a curated record.
AUGUGUCGGAUAUCUCACCAGCGUUUUCUGAGCCUGGAUGAACACCGAGAGCAGCUCUUCCUCGGGCUGGUAACAGCGUCUAAGAUGCUGACUCAUCCAAGUGAUAAAAUUAUACAUCAGCAGUGGAAGAAGCGCCUCACAUGUAAGAACACCGGAGAACGGUCGACUGGCACGAUGCCAUCUGGGAACCUGAAGACACCUCAUUGCAUCGUCGUGAGCCACGAGGAGCCUCCCCCAUUAAAAGGCGGUCUGCCGGAGCCCAGUCCGUGGGAGGGGUCUGCCAAACCUUUCCCUCUAAUUGACCAGGGAGCAGAAGCAGCCGGUGAUGCGAGCAGCCACAGACGGGGAGAGAGAGACGGACGCAUGGGAUUGACACAACGGGAAACCCAGCCCCAUGCUCAAAUGGCUGAUCUGGAACUGUUUUACUUUGAUCACCACGAUCCGAGAGACGCCUCCCUCGUUUUAAAUCAGCAAAGAGUCAACGAGUCGCUUCACCCGGGCGGAGGAGAGGGUUCAGCACCAUGGACAGAGACCCGGAGAGCUGCGCGUCCGGAGGAGGAAACCGAAACAUGUUUCACCUGCAAACACCGAGCUGAGCAAGAGGAUGAUGAUGUUCAGCUGAUCGGGACAAGUCCACAAACAUACAGGCUGACUCAGAGCUCCUUGAGUGAACUGUACGAGGAGGAGGUGGUGGAGGAGGAGGAGGAGGAGGAGGAGGACAUCCCGGAACUUUACUUGCUGUCCGACGACGACCUCUCCUCUGAGGGCUCGGGGAAGUCUGUGGAUUACGGCUUCAUCAUCGCCGUAACAUGUCUGGUGACUGGCAUCUCUUUGGUCGCAAUAUCCUACACGGUCCCCAGGGACGUCCGGGCGGACCCGGACAGUGUAUCCGCCCGGGAGAUGGAGCGGCUGGAGAGGGAGAAAGCCAGGGUGGGGGCCCAUCUGGACCGGUGUGUCAUAGCGGGACUGAGCCUGCUCACCCUCGGGGGUGUGCUGCUCUCCACCCUGCUCAUGAUCUCCAUGUGGAAAGGGGAGAUGAUGAGGAGGAAAGCCUUUGCUUAUUCCAAACACGCAGCUAAAUUGUACGGCUCCAUCAAUUUGAGAGCAGGCUCCAGCCCAACUCGAGAAUCCUGCUCACAUUUGUCAGUGGCUGAUGAGGAUUUAGAAGUGCUCAGUUGAAUUUAUGGACAGGACAAGCGGAAAUAACUCAGAAAAAAGUAUUUAGGAAAUCCUGGUAGUGCUGUCCUCUAAUCGGGAGUGUAGUGGGGGUUUAAUUCCUUUUUUUCUUCUAAUAGCUACGUUUUGUUGACAUGGACAAUUUUAAAGGACAUGUUCUCAUUUUUUUCAAGUCUGUCUUAAUGCAAUACUCACAUGCCCUUAUGCACACUGACAGAGUUUUUCUUUACUGUAAUGCUUCCUUCCAUCUGUACUGGCCCUGAACAGAUCCAGUGCUAAUCCAAUAUCAAUGUAAGUGAUUGGGGAGAAGAUCCACAGUCCUGUGUUUGAGUAUAAAUGCAUUUUAAAGUUCCAUUGCAAAUAUAUGAGGGUUUAAAAGUUGGAUUUGCAGGAGUUCAGGCCACAAACAGGUCUGUAAUAAAACAACAUGAGGGGCUUGGUUGGUGGGGGAUCCAUGACCCAUGAGUUUGAAGUAGUGCUGGGCGAUAUCGAUAUUAUAUCGAUAUUGUAAUAUGAGUCUAAAUAUCGUUUUAGAUUUUGGAUAUGUUUCGUCUUUCCCUGGUUUUAAAGACUGCAUUCCAGUAAAGUGAUGUCAUUUUCUGGACUUACUGUUCUCGCUGUUUUAUUAUUUGCCUUUAUCCACUAAUACUCUUGUAAUAGAAAGACUUGAUUUGACUAACUCAGACUACGAAAGCCUCAUAUUAACUUCAAAUCAACUUAAAAAUGCAUUAUUUACACAGAAAGAUGACUGUGGAUGUUGUCCCCUACAACAAACGAUUGUAUCGACCCCUUCACAGCCAGCAGGGACAAGGGGAAUUACAGAAACCAAUAACUCUUCUUAGUGCAUACAACUUAGCAUUGUAGUAAGAUUUGCACUCAAACAUUAAGUUCAAAGUAAAACAGUACAUGAUGACGAGCUGUACAUGAUGAGUAUGUAUUUUUUUUUACAGCUACAAGAUGAAAUAUACUUUCCUGAAAUAUAUAUUUUGUUUACAUUGUGGGAUGGUGGUUUGCCUUAUGAUGAUCUCUGACCCACCUUUUGGUUUAGCUCUGCAUCCCUGCGUCUAAUGAUGCCCCUGUUUCAGUGGAGUGAUGUCUACAUGCCAGUGCAGAGUCGUAUGUUUAGAGGUGUGUGCCAUGGGGAAAUCAAACCUAAAGCAAGAAGCGGUGUCACUGCUGCUGCCUACAUUUUCCACCAAACAGCACUUCACUGAAACUGUGCCGAUGUGAUUUACAAAAAGAAAUGUGCAUUAAUCUGUGUUGAACCCCAUAUAAAUUCUGUUUAAUACAAUUGUGAUGUGCUGAAGAGAUGCUUGUGUUUGCUUGCUUAAACGCAGAUAGUAAUACCACAGGAUGUGCAAUUAGAUUUUGUGGUUGAGCACCGAUCUCGGGGAAGCUCAGUUUACACCAAAUACACUUGGGAGUUUUGACUGCAGAUGUUCAAAAGCAUACAGAGAGCGAGAGAAUCAACAAACCCCCUGGGGGAAAAGCUCUCCUGGUAAUUGCUGUUAUACUUAAUUGCUCGUGGGAGGCCUGUGAAUCAGUGGAAAAAAGAUCCCAGAGCAUUUUAACAACUGCCUCAAUCAAGCUCGCUUAACUCGCUCAUCAACAACCAAAGCGUCCCAGCUGGAAUACUGUAGUGAAAUGUUACAUUGCAUUGAAGGAGUGGGAAGUAAUGGAUUGCCUGCUCUGACAGAAGAUGCUGUGAAUCAACAAUUGUAUCCCCUGCUUGUACUGUGCUGUGCAGCCUCUGUAAUUGGAAGUGCUUAAGGCCGGCAGGAUCACAUUAUCCUCCACACGACCUUCGCUCCCUCUCUGCUCGUUAAUGUGGGGAAAAAUGGUGAAAUCAGCCGACCACUUAGUGAAAUAUUCAGUUGAUUUCUAAUGCUGAUCUGUAGAGUUUACAUCGCAGGUGUCUGGGAAAGGAAAAGUUACUUUGUGCUGAAGUGUUGAACCUGAUUCACCUGCUUUCAGUUGGGGAUUUCUUACAUAUCCCAGAUUACUUUUUUUUCUCCAGUCAUUAGAGAGAACAGCUGCAAGCUUCUUGUUGCAUUAAGUCUGUGAUAUUGGACUGUGUGGUAUAGCAUAGUAAUAGCAAGUGAGUGACUAACAUGUAAGUCAGCCUUCUAACUCAAAAGUCUAAUUCAAAAUGAUGCAGCCUCCAGAGAACAUUGACAUCAACACUUUUUACUGCUGAGGAGUGAGAUAAUUGGAGGUUGGCUGUAACCAUGAUGGAAAUGUUUAAUUCUGACAUAAUAUUGUUUCAGUUUUUGGGGAAUUAGAGCCGACACAAU